Gracilinanus agilis (Agile Gracile Mouse Opossum) is the source of this 716-nucleotide messenger RNA. RefSeq names its product mitochondrial ribosomal protein L35 (gene MRPL35). Gene Ontology annotation, molecular function: structural constituent of ribosome. Gene Ontology annotation, biological process: translation. Gene Ontology annotation, cellular component: ribosome; mitochondrion. Bases 18 to 578 code for a protein of 186 amino acids. The transcript is spliced from 4 exons. NCBI's taxonomy places the organism in Eukaryota, Metazoa, Chordata, Mammalia, Didelphimorphia, Didelphidae. The record is from RefSeq and is a predicted model, not a curated record.
CCUCCGUAGGCGUGAAGAUGGCGGCGGCCGCCUUGGCUGCACGGGCAGCUGCAGGAAUCAUUCGACCGCUCAAUGGUUUGGUUUCAUCAACCUUCCAGAACUACUCCAACACUUUGCGUCUGGUUUCCACGCUGUCGGGACGACAUUUCAGCUAUAUUCAAGCACCACUUAUAUCUCCUGCUGCCAGACUAGUUCCACCUGUUAAAAAUUUGAGAUAUGGGCCUCCUUCAACAAUUCUUAAUAGUGUAAACCCUUUGCUGCCAACUCUCCUACGACCACCAGUCAGAACCUUAACAUACUGUAGCCUGAGAAAAGGAAAACGGAAAUCGGUAAAAGCUGUCCUCUUUAGGUUUCUCCGCCUCCACUGUGGUCUUUGGGUGAGGAAAAAGGCUGGUUAUAAGAAGAAGCUAUGGAAGAAGAAGCCUGCACGGAGAAAACGCCUGAGAGAACAGGUUUUCUGUAACAAAACACAGAGCAAACUGCUUGACAAAAUGACAACGUCUUUCUGGAAGAGGCGGAACUGGUACAUCGAUGAUCCCUUUCAGAAAUACCAUGAUCGUACAAACCUCAGAGUGUAGACCUGACUAGAAUAAUUAUGCAGGCCUAUCUGGACUCUCCUGUUGUGAGUAGAUCUUUAUAUCACCAUGCAAAGGUGAAGAAGGCAAAUGGUUUAAAUAGCAAUAGUACAAAACACCAGAAUAAAUAAUACCUAUUAA